GCGGGUGACUGGGAGAUGGGAGAGAGAGCAGAAGAGGGUUGAGGGGUAUGAGAUUUAGCAGCUGGAGUGGCAUAGGGGGACAAACAAGAAAAAAAGCCCUUGGAUAAAUUAUAUCUACAUUCUCAUCCAACAAAUCGUCACGAUGCAUUUGGAAAUGUUGCUUGUGCUGGCCUGGGCAUUGUUCGUUCCUGUAACGAACAGCAAAAAAACUUAUGGUGACAUGUUCCCUCACAAACACAAACUCCCUAUUUCAUUCCCAAUCCCUGGAUGGGAACCGGACACGAACCCCUGGGACGAAUCUCUGUACCCCCCCCUCAAACAGCAGCUGAAUCGCAGACAUGAUAAACCACCGAGGGUGCGCCUCACGAGCGACAGCCCAGCAAUGAAUGGCUCAUGCAUCUCGUUCACUGCAGCUCUGGAGUUUCCACCAUGCCAGAAGGAGGACAGCAGCGGCAACUUGGUGUAUGAUGAGCACUGUGACGACGGUAUGAUGGAGGCCUCAGCCAAUGGACAGGUGCCUUCAGGAUACGUGUUUAACUGGACAUCCUGGUUGGAUGACUAUGGCUUUGGAAAGUGUACAGAUCUGAAGAGGUGCAAUGUUUUCCCUGAUGGAAAGCCUUUUCCUCAGAGCAAUGACUGGAGACGUAGAGGUUAUGUGUAUGUGUGGCACACCAUGGGCCAGUAUUUUGAGACAUGUGAUGGCUCCUCCUCCCAUCUGACCCUGAACACCACUAACAUGACGUUUGGAGCUGGUGUGAUGGAGGUGAUGAUGUACCGUAAACGUGAGCGCAGGAAGUACAGCCCACUCUCUGUGGACAGUACCGUAUUCUUCAUAACAGAUAAGAUUCCACUCUCCGUGAACAUUUCCCAGAAGCAUCCAGCCAGCAUAACUGACAAAAACGUCUUUGUCAGAGGGUCAGAUGUGAUUUUCAACGUCCAGAUUCACGACCCAAGCAACUAUCUGAAGACAGCUGAUGCGGUAGACUUCAUUUGGGACUUUCGGGAUGGCAACCAGUUGGUCACCCACAGCAAUGUGGCAACCCAUGCGUACAACACUCUUGGAAAUAUUACAGUCAAGCUCCUCGUGGAGGCAUCGUUCCGUGUGCCCUGCCCGCCAUCGACUCCAACACCAAUGCACUUUACACAAGCUCAUACCACGGCGAUGCCUACAUUACCGCCUGGCACUCACGCAUUCACUAGCAAAAUGGAGACUACCAAGGGUGAGACGAGUAGUGUUUACAGCAAGAAAAAUCAACCUCCUCUAGCUCUGCAGAACCUUCCAGCCAAUCAGAUUUUAAAGGUGUCAGCUGACAAAGUGACCAACACAUCUGUAAACUUCAUGGUGACUUGCUCAGGCAGUGUUCCCUCAGUGGCCUGCACCAUAGUGGCCAACUCCGCCUGUCGGGAGGUCAAGAAUAUCGUGUGUGAGGACGUGGCUCCUUACGGCGAAGGAUGCAAGAUCAGCUUGACACGCAUUUUCCAAACGCCGGGCAAUUACUGUGUUAACAUCACGUUGGGUCUGCCUGGAGGCUUGGCUCUUGCCACCACCACCUCAGUUACAAUUGGCAACAGCCCUAACAUAAGCUCUCCUAAAUCCUCCCAUGUAGCUGAGGUGGUUCUGUCUUCCAGCGCUGUGCUUAUUUCCAUCUUUGCAUUCAUUGCCAUCAUGGUUUACAAGCGAUAUAAGGUGUAUCGUCCGGUGAGACGCUCUAUGUUGGAUGACACUGAGAGAAAUGCUGGUAGCUGGAGUUUAAGCAAACUAAGAGCAGCUCUGUUCCCUGCUGACGAGGAGAGAAGCCGUUUAUUGACAGAGAGGCCACUAUAGACUGAUCGGAGUGGUUGCAGCAAAGUUGCUAUUUAUUUGAUACACGAGUUUGGCUGUAGGUUAUCUAUGAGAAUAACAAGAGAUCUCAUAGGUGCUUGCUUUCAGCAAGAUUAGAUUACACUGGCAUCAGUUUGACUAGAAUAAGUAAUCAUAGCAUUUCAGUUAUAUCACAUGCAAGCUUUAAAGAUUUUUAAUGAAAGAUUUGAAAUGAAUGAGAUCAGACAUGCCAGAUCUACAGGGGUUU
Molecule: messenger RNA, 2069 nt
Organism: Sinocyclocheilus grahami
Lineage: Eukaryota; Metazoa; Chordata; Actinopteri; Cypriniformes; Cyprinidae
Product: protein QNR-71-like
Exons: 11
Coding region: 143-1825 (560 amino acids)
Biological process (GO): cell adhesion
Cellular component (GO): plasma membrane
Molecular function (GO): integrin binding
Source: RefSeq, a predicted model, not a curated record